Lichtheimia ornata is the source of this 1431-nucleotide messenger RNA. RefSeq lists its product as uncharacterized. Gene Ontology annotation, biological process: regulation of DNA-templated transcription. Bases 1 to 1431 code for a protein of 476 amino acids. The record is from RefSeq and is a predicted model, not a curated record. Gene Ontology annotation, molecular function: sequence-specific DNA binding; zinc ion binding. The transcript has a single exon. NCBI's taxonomy places the organism in Eukaryota, Fungi, Mucoromycota, Mucoromycetes, Mucorales, Lichtheimiaceae.
AUGAACAUUAGCGACCUACUUAUCCACCCAGCACCAUCAUCACAGCCACUGACGACAUCCCCAGUUGUCCAACAACAACAACAAGAGAUUCAAUCCAAUAGCCAAUAUGGUCCACAGCAUCCGCAUAAGCAAUCUAUCCACGAUGAUGACCUCAUGAGCUAUUGGGAACAAGCACUUCAACGUAGCGGCUAUCAUGUUAAACAAAACUCGGAACGAAAUAGCUUGACCGAUGGCUAUGUGUGGCCAGCAGCCACCACCCACAGCAGCAGCAUGAAGACAACACCCAUUCAUGUCAAGGUGAUUGGGCGACAUAUGAAUGGAUCCUUUCGAUGUCAUAUUGGUACCGGCAAAGCAUCACGACCCAUACAGAGUGUGGAAUUGUACCAGCACAUGCGAUUACUUGCUGUGUUUUUUCGUGCUGAACAUGCCAAAAGCCAACGCGUAUCACCCGAAUUUAUUUUCUUUCCUACAUGGCUGCUCCAUCUUUUUCGAUACACUGAGCAUGGGUCAACACCUGGAAGAACGGAUGUGCGGUUUUUGGAGCACGCUGCUCAUGCCAAAGAAGAUCAUAUCUUUAGGCUCAACCAUGUGAUCAAUAGCUUAUUCCGAUUCAACUUGCAUGAUUUUGAUGCCGCAAAGUUGAGACACGCUGUUGAGCUAGCAAAUUUCUUGUUUGACACCAUUGGUCUCGAUUACCAUGAUCAGCUACCACGUCCUUCGGAUACAGGGAUUCACAACCCACAUCAGCAACAGCCGUAUUGCAACCUUGUUUAUUUGCUUCAACAGCCACGUCCAUCAAAACUCAAACCUGUAUGCCACAAUUGCAACACCAAGCCUGCAUCUCGUCGUCGUUUAUGUGUUGCAUGCUACCGCUAUCAAUUAAAGCAUGGUGAGCCACGUCCACUCCGCCUCAUUGUUGCCAAUCGACCCGGUCCUUCAAGCAGCAGCAAUAACAACCAUGCUUCCAACAAGCAUAGCAACGGCAAUUUACCCAUGGUGUUUUAUGGAUCCAAUAACAACAAGAGUGGUUCAUCAUCAACAAAAUCAUGUGCCAAUUGCGGUGUUCAAGAAACGCAUCAAUGGUAUCGCAAUUUGUGUGGUGAAGGUCAUUGGUGUGAAACAUGCAAGAGCUAUUAUUUGCGUCAUACCAAGGUACGACCUGCCGAACUUUUUGUCAAGGCUGCCAAACGCAAGGUCAAUGUCAGAACACUUGUCAAUAGCUGGUGGACAAAUGAUUCGAAUACGAGCACCAUUAUCGCCUCCCCAACAACAUCGCCUCCUCCAUACUUGUCAUGUUGCACCACUACAGCAGAAAGCAUCGGAUCAUCGGCAGCCAGUGAGACCUCCUCAAACUAUAGUCCUCCUCCUACAUCACCGCCCACGCCUGUUCUCCUUCAUCCAACAGCAUGCGCUACAAGCAAAUGGCUAUGA